Anopheles bellator is the source of this 1609-nucleotide messenger RNA. Its product is annotated as N(G),N(G)-dimethylarginine dimethylaminohydrolase 1. The record is from RefSeq and is a predicted model, not a curated record. Gene Ontology annotation, molecular function: amino acid binding; dimethylargininase activity. Lineage: Eukaryota; Metazoa; Arthropoda; Insecta; Diptera; Culicidae. Gene Ontology annotation, biological process: positive regulation of nitric oxide biosynthetic process; arginine metabolic process. Bases 365 to 1240 code for a protein of 291 amino acids. The transcript is spliced from 6 exons.
GCUCGCUAACAAUACAUAAACGAACUUGCAGUGGUCCGGAUGCCUGGCCGCAGCCGAUUCGCAUUAGCAUAAUUUAGAAUCUACCAUCACUGGUGGAUACGUGCGUGCAGAUUUCAGGCUAGCAAACUAAUCGAUUAAUGUCGUGAAAGUGUUCUUUUGUGGGUGCGUGCAACGAUUGCCGUAGAUGUGUGUUUGAUUUUGUGUGUUCAUGUUUCCCCAGCGCAAUUUUCCAGCUCCCGUAACACAGUAGUUUGUAGCAUUGCAAAUGCUUUUGUGUUGAAUGUGCUCAUAAUACUCCCAGUCGCUGCCUUUACCGAAUUUUCCAUCAUCCGUACUAAUUUGACCAACGCGACAAUUGGCUGCGAUGGCGUCACCUUUCCGUUAUACGCACGCAAUAACUGCUCGCAUCCCGCUGUCGCUGCGGACACGUGGUGAGAUCGAUCUAGAAGAGGCCAAAUUGCAGCAUGAGAGUUAUGUGAAAAUGCUACGUGACCUGGGAUUAGACGUGAUAGAAUUACCACCGGAUGAAAGCUUACCCGAAUGUCCGUUCGUAGAAGACUGCGCCGUAGUUUGUAAUGGAAUAGCGCUAAUCUGUCGCCCUGGCGAUCCCAAUCGGGUGCAGGAAGUGGAAGCUGUACGAGCUGUUCUUAAAAAGGAGUUGGAUCUUCCGUUGGCUGAGAUAGCCGACCCAAACGCAAAACUAGACGGUGGCGAUGUUUUGUUUACCGGGCGAGAAUUUUUCGUAGGACUCAGUAAGUGGACAAAUGAAGCGGGCGCACGAGCCGUAGCAGCUGCCUUUCCGGAGUAUCCUUGUGUGCCAAUCAAGGUAGAAGACGUAAAUGAUGUAGCGAAUCCUAUUACGUUGGAUUUAGUCUGUGGAGUCAUUCAGGUUACUGAACAUCACCAUUUGAAGUACUACGUUUCCAUGGGGGGAACCGAUGUUUUAUGUGUGAGCCGCAGCAAGGAAUCGCAGGAGAUACUGAAGCGCAUCGAACGGGAAGCUACCUACACUUACCAUACGCUUACGCUUACCGAAGAAACGGCGGCCAACGUGCUGUACGUCAAUGGGACGCUGGUAACGAGGUCCACUGAAGAAAUUCCAGUCUCGGCACAGAUUUUGGCUCAAAAAAUUGACGCUCCACGCCAGAUGUUGUUCCUAUCCGAGUUAGGCAAGUUUUCUAACGGUCUAACGGCCUGCAGCAUUCUGGUGAAACGGUCCAAGCACAUCAAAAGUCUCUAGAAAGUGAAUUCCCGAAAGGUCGACUGCCACUGGUUGCGAUAAACGGUAUCUUCUGUACGGUUCCCUCGUGUGUUUUCAAACCACAAAGUGCUCGAUCUCUAUCCAUUAGAUGCCUCAGGUUUUGUGUUAACUUUGCUAAUCUCGUCACGAGUUUUUCGACUCUCUAUUGAUCUAUUUAUUUGACUCAGUUAUUGAAUCUCAUGCUCCAUUGUACCUUAUUAUAUGUCCUUUUAUUGUUGUUGAUACUGUGCCCCUUAACCAGAGUUGGUUGUGGCAAAGAAUCAUCGAUAUAUAAAAAUACGAGUAGCUAUUCCACUUCCUUGGAGCGCUUCCAGAGUGUAACUAAAGAGACAAGAUUUGAUUUACGUU